Molecule: messenger RNA, 2285 nt
Organism: Cyprinus carpio (common carp)
Lineage: Eukaryota; Metazoa; Chordata; Actinopteri; Cypriniformes; Cyprinidae
Product: conserved oligomeric Golgi complex subunit 3-like
Source: RefSeq, a predicted model, not a curated record
CGUUUAGGUGACGUCGGAAUCGGAUGUUGUUGGCCACGAUGGCGUCGUCCACAGAGCAGAGUCUCCCGGAGUUCACUGAUAAGGAGACUCGGGAGAAAGUGUCACACUGGGACCGGCGCGCGGAUCCGACGGCGCCGUUAACGGACAAACAGACGGAGUCGAUCCUGGAGCUCCGCGCAGCCGCAGAAGUGUCGCUUCUUCCCGCUGAGGUGAGUGGAGCUGCUGUAGCUGUGAGAGGAGUAGUGAUGGUUUGUGUGGUUUUUGGUGUUAGUGGGGAUGUGAUGGUGAGCUUACCGGAACGGCGCCUGGAGCAUUUACAGUCUCUUCUGCAGGAGCAGCACCUUCUUCGUUCACAAAACAGGCACGCCUUCAAUGCAGGCUCAGAACAGCUGCUGAAGGAGCAGAUAAACGGUGUGUUUGUGUUCUCUCUCUUCUGUGGACAGUCAGAGCUGGUGGAUCUGGCUCUGUAUAUUCAAGAGAAACUCUCAUAUUUUAAUGCACUGGAACACAUAAACUCGGUAAUGCUUUGCUGCUGUUUCCAGACUGGAUUCAUCAUGCAUUAUUAUCCGUUAUUAAUCUGUUUCGUCCCUCCUGCAGAAACUGAACUCCCUUUGCCUGUCGCGGUAGAACGGCGCGAGCAGCCGUUUUAUCACACAGGAGUGCUUGUUAUGAUGAGGAGCGAGGUGGUCAAGCAUGCUGCACCUCACGGAUCUGAUGGGUCACACGGGUACGCCUGGCUGAUGAUUAGAGCACACAUGACGGUAUCAUUUCCUGCUCAUUUAUUGAAUAUGACCCGAGCAGGACCUGCUGGGCGACACGGGUACGCCUGGCUGAUGAUUAGAGCACUAUGUGAAGUCUGCAGAGCAGCGCACUCCAAAGUUCAGAGGCUCAUUGAACAAGUUAGAACUCGCUCUGACAGAAUCCCAGAGUAUCAGCAGCUGCUGGAUGAGGUUCAUCAGUGUUAUCUGGAGCAGAGGGAAGUUCUGCUCAGUCCCUGUAUCAACGCCACCAUCACAGAUCUCACCAGCCAGAACAACAAGGAUCACUGUGCUCUGGUGCGCAGCGGCUGUGCGUUCAUGGUCCACGUGUGUCAAGAUGAACACCAGCUUUACAGCGAGUUCUUCUCCAAACCCUCGUCCAAACUGGAUGAGCUUCUGGAGAUGGUGUCCGCAGUCUCUAACAACGCAUUGAACACCGACACGCCUCCUCCGCCGCAGUCGCCUGUUCAGACCGAGCUGGUCUGUGUGCGACGGGGAUCGCUCCAGCGCUCCUACUGUCAGCGGUGCAGCCGGGAUCGGGCGCUUGACGCCGCGGUUCUGCUUCAUGUGUUGCAGAGCAUCGCUCAGAGUCUGAAGGAGGAGCAGAUGAAGCUGAGCUCUGACGUGCAGCUGGAGGAGUCUGAUAAUAAGAAGCUCAUCGGCUCUGAGCCGCGCUCACACAGCACAGUUUCUCCUGCAGAUCUUCAUGGCAUGUGGUAUCCCACGGUCAGACGGACGCUCGUGUGUCUCUCCAAACUCUACCGCUGCAUAGACAGGGCGGUGUUUCAGGGUCUGUCACAGGAAGCUCUGUCUGCCUGCAUCCAGUCUCUCCUCACAGCCUCGGACCUCAUUCAGAAGAACCAGACGGCCGACGGCAGCUUCCUCAUCAAACAUCUGCUGAUCAUGCGCGAGCAGAUCGCCCCGUUCCACGCCGACUUCACCAUUAAAGAGAUCUCUCUGGAUCUGAAGAAGACCCGAGACGCUGCUUUUAAAAUCUUCAACUCCAAGGCUGUGCCCAAGUUCUUCCGUCUGAACAGCCAUAACGCUAUCCUUGAGUUCCUGCUGGAGGGCACGCCGGAGAUACGAGAGCACUACAUCGACUCGAAGAAAGACGUGGACCGGCACCUGAAGUCCAGCUGUGAGCAGUUCAUACAGCAGCAGACGCAGAUGUUUGUGGGAAACCUGGAGGAGUUUCUCAACAAGGUAGGAGCUUUAAAAACGAUGGCUGUUGAAGGAGGACCGACGUACAGCUUCUCUCAGCAGCCCUGGGCUCAACCGGCCAAAAUUAACGACAUUGUGAUGGGCACCUAUCGGAUUCUGAAAAACAAGCUUCCCGGCACGUUACAGAGCAUGUCUUUAUAUCUGGCCAACAAGGACACGGAGUUCAUCCUGUUCAAGCCCGUCAGGAACAACAUCCAGCAGGUGUUCCAGAGACUGCAUGCCUUACUGCAGGAGGAGUACAGCGGCGAGGACCUGCAGAUCAUCGCCUGUCCCUCCAUGGAGCAGGUGCUUAUCCAGCCCCGCUAA